AUGGGAGCCUCCAAAUGUAUCACACUGGCAAAAUACAUCUUGGUGUUUACAGGAAUCAUUUACCUGAUCUCUGCUGGUGGCCUAUCCUAUAUUGGCAUCUGGGUGUUCAGCACCUACGACCACUACGAUGAGAUUGCAGAUUCCUCGCUGACCCUGCUGCCAGCCAGCAUUAUCCUGGCCAUCAGUGCUCUCAUGUGUAUCAUCGGCAUCCUGGCUUGCCUGGCCGCCUGCAAGAGGUCCAAGAAAUUGUUGUCAGUGUUCUUCUGCUUGAUUUUAAUGGUGUUACUAGGUGAGAUAUCCGCUGGUGCCCUGGGAUUUGUGUACAGAAGUAAGGUGGAGGCAGUUCUCAAGGAAGAUCUCAUGGAUGCCAUUAACAAUUACAAUGUCACAGUCUACCGGGAACAGAUAGACUACAUGCAGGAGGAGUUCUCCUGCUGUGGAGUACAGAAUGCAUCUGAUUGGUUGAGCUCCACAUACUGGAGACAGAAUCACAGUGAUACUGUGCCAUCUUCAUGUUGUAAGUCCAACCAGACUUGCACCCCCAAGCUAGGCUCUCAGAAUAUAUACUAUGAUGGCUGCUUGAGCAAGUUGGACCAGGAGUUCAAUAAAAAUCUGGUCUAUGUGAUCUCAGCUGCCGUGUUUCUGGCCCUGGUGCAGCUGCUAGCACUACUGAGUGCAUGUAUCCUGGUGUGCAGAAUCACUGAGGAGCGCCAGUACCAGACUCUAGCAGACCAGUCACCCUCAGGCUGGAGAGUUUGA
Candidula unifasciata is the source of this 759-nucleotide messenger RNA. The record is from the annotation of a GenBank genome assembly. NCBI's taxonomy places the organism in Eukaryota, Metazoa, Mollusca, Gastropoda, Stylommatophora, Geomitridae.